GAAGUGAUCAGCACUAUAGUCUGUAGCCAAACCAUUUUACAACUCUAAAAAUGGCAGAUACCAAUGAACUCAUCAUGCCUUCUUCCUCACACAUUGCUCUCCUUCCAAGCUCUGGAAUGGGACAUCUCACACCUUUCCUUCGCCUCGCUCAUUUACUCGCUUCGUGUAAUGUCAAGGUCACCUUCAUCACUCCAGAGCCAACUGUCUCACUAGCUGAGUCUCAGAUUUUGUCUCACUUUUUCUCUGCCUUCCCUCAAAUUUGUCAAGAAAAACUUCAUCUUCUUCCACUUGACAAUUUUUCUGCAAGUUCGGAAGAUGACCCUUUUUACCACCAUAUUGAAGUCAUUCGACAGUCUUCACGACUUCUCUCUUCUCUUCUCUGUUCAGUAUCUCCACCUCUCUCUGCUCUUGUAACAGACAUGAGUUUGACAGCUGCAGUGGUUCCAAUCACUGAAGCUCUUAAAAUUCCCAACUUCAUUUUCUUCACAUCAUCUGCUAAAAUGCUAACACUUUUUGUGUCUUUCCACACACUAGCUGGUUCAAAGGCUAAUGCAAACUCAUAUGAGAUGGAUUAUAUCAAGAUUCCAACUUUAGAACCAAUACCCAGAUCAUGGAUUCCCCCAUCACUUCUACAAGAUACAAAUAAUCUCCUGAAGACUUACAUUAUAGAGAAUGGUAAAAGCAUGACAAAAUCAGAUGGAAUUCUUGUCAACACAUUAGAGAGUAUUGAGCAAAGUUCAUUGCUAGCACUAAAUGGUGGCAAAGUCAUAGAGGGGUUACCAUUAGUCACCGCCAUCGGGCUUCUUCCGCCGCUCUAUUUUGAAGACCACCAACCACUAGCAUGGCUUGAUGAUCAACCAGCAGGGUCUGUGGUGUAUGUUAGCUUUGGUAGUAGGACUGCUAUCACAAGGGAACAGCUCAGAGAGCUGGGAAAUGGAUUGGUGGGAAGUGGUUGUGGUUUUGUGUGGGUGGUUAAAGAUAAGAAAGUUGAUCGAGAAGAUGGUAAAGAGUUGGUCAAUGUAAUCGGAGAUGAACUUAUGGAGCGUGUUAAAGAAAAGGGAAUGGUGGUGAAGCAUUGGGUGAACCAAGAGAGCAUCUUGAAACACCCAGCAGUAGGUGGAUUUUUGUCUCACUGUGGCUGGAAUUCAGUGACUGAAGCUAUGUGGCAUGGUGUUCAUGUUUUAGCAUGGCCGCAACAUGGAGACCAGAAAAUUAAUGCAGAUCUGGUGGAGAGGAUUGGACUGGGGACAUGGGAGAAGAGUUGGAGCUGGGGAGGUGGGGAGAUAGUGAUGAGGGAGCAGAUUGCAGAAAAAAUUAAGGAGGUGAUGGGGAAUAAGUUACUGAGAUCACAAGCAAUGCGCAUUAGAGAAGAAGCUAGGAAUGGAAUAGAACUUGGUAGAGGUUCUAAGAAGGGGCUGACUGAGCUCAUUAAGAUGUUGAAGAAAGAACGAAGUUGAUGAUGUUCUAAUGUAUCU
Messenger RNA from Pistacia vera, 1475 nucleotides. RefSeq names its product UDP-glycosyltransferase 13-like. The record is from RefSeq and is a predicted model, not a curated record. Bases 51 to 1457 code for a protein of 468 amino acids. Gene Ontology annotation, molecular function: UDP-glycosyltransferase activity. NCBI's taxonomy places the organism in Eukaryota, Viridiplantae, Streptophyta, Magnoliopsida, Sapindales, Anacardiaceae. The transcript has a single exon.